This is a messenger RNA of Helianthus annuus (common sunflower), 1554 nucleotides long. Its product is annotated as heat stress transcription factor B-2a. NCBI's taxonomy places the organism in Eukaryota, Viridiplantae, Streptophyta, Magnoliopsida, Asterales, Asteraceae. Gene Ontology annotation, cellular component: nucleus. Gene Ontology annotation, molecular function: RNA polymerase II cis-regulatory region sequence-specific DNA binding; DNA-binding transcription factor activity. The coding region runs from base 273 to 1208 and encodes 311 amino acids. The transcript has 3 exons. The record is from RefSeq and is a predicted model, not a curated record. Gene Ontology annotation, biological process: regulation of transcription by RNA polymerase II.
CAACAAACGUAAUUAAAUACAGCAAACAACGUAUCACACGUCAACACGUGUACAGAGAAAACGAAACUUCUGGAAAAUGUAUUCCUUUGACGUACCUUCUCGUUCAUUCUUUUAUCUCUCUUCCCUUUUUCAUUUUCUUUUCCUCAACUUUCUACAUCUUUCUUGGUCCUUACGCGAACAUUCUAGAAUCCUAACACCUAACGCUCCCGAUCUUCAUCGUCUACAAUCAGAUUGAUCACAUCAUUCUCCAACACAAAGCUGGUUUAGAGGAUAUGGCUCCUCCACCGAUGGACCGCAGCAGCGGCGGAGAAUCAUCGGCUGCAGAAACGACUUCCAGAUCUCUUCCAACGCCAUUUUUGACCAAAACUUAUCAGCUUGUUGAUGAUAAAGCGAUCGACGAUGUAAUCUCCUGGAACGAAGACGGAUCUACCUUCAUCGUUUGGAAUCCUAUAGAAUUCGCUAAGGAUUUCCUCCCGAAAUACUUUAAGCAUAAUAAUUUCUCUAGCUUUGUCCGCCAGUUAAACACCUAUGGAUUCAGAAAGGUUGUGCCGGAUCGAUGGGAGUUUUCAAACGACUGCUUUCGUAGAGGAGAAAAACGGUUGUUAUGCGACAUACAACGUCGAAAAAUCGGUUCGGUUUCAUCAGCACCACCAGCAGUUGCAGCUACUACGGUGGUAACGGUGGCAACAGUGGCAGCGGUAUCACCAGCUAAACAUACUACGGUUUCUCCUAGCAACUCCGGCGAAGAACAAGUACUAUCGUCGAACUCAUCUCAAGGCGCUACGACUAAUUUAUCAACAGCUUGUAACGGAUCCGAUGCGGAAUUGAUCGGUGAAAACGAGAGGUUACGAAGAGAAAACCUUCAACUCAACAAAGAGUUAAUUCAGAUGAAACAGUUAUGCAACAGUAUAUAUGUAAUGAUGUCAAAUUAUGCAACCAACACAACCAACAGUCCUUCGGAUUCCACCUCUGUUAAACCACUCGAACUCCUACCGUUGAAGCGCUCUUCUGAAGACUCCGGUGGCGGUGGAAGUGGAACAACUGAAGAGUUUAUAAACCCUAGGUUGUUCGGUGUACCGAUAGGUAUGAAACGUGUGAGAGAGGACGGCGGUGAUGCGGCGGAGCUGCGGUUGGAACCGCCGGGAGACGGUGUUAAACUGGAGCCGUUGGAUGAUAACGUAAAGUGGAGUGGUGUUGAUUUGAAGUAAUCCACGUGGAUGAUAAAAAACCGUCAUAUGAGUUGGUGUGCAAGAAAAAAAAAUCUGGUUGAGAUAGUAACGGAAUCAACCUGUGGGGACAAGGAUAAAUUCCUUUUUAACUUUGGAACUUUUUCAUGUAUUUAUUAGAUGUUUUUUUUUUAAUAGGUUUUAAUUUUGAUGAAAGUUUUAGUGUAUUUUAGAUAUUUUUUUAAAUUUUAUUUGCUUUGGUGUUAGGAACUUAGGAUUACAUGUAGUUGGGAUGAUUAUUACUACAUAUUCGCUUUUUGGUUUUGAUAUAAAAGUGAUGUCAAAGAUGUAAGUUGAAUAUAGACAUUUGAUAUCGGUUGGUGGUGUG